AGUCCGCUGUCAACCAGUCAAGAUGGGUAGAUAGUCAGCACGCUCUUCUCCCCAGCGGCCGGCCCAUGUCGACCCGCGAGGGAGGAGGAGCAUGGCGCACCUACACCUCCAAGCAGGUGUUGGGAGCAAGAGGGGCGGCCCAGCUCGUGGGCAUGUUCAGAAAUCCGGACAACUCGACGAAGGAGAAGGAAGUCCGCGAGGCAGAAGAGAAAGAGGCUCAAGCACGGCAUUUUGCUGGGAUGCUGUGGAUGGUGGACGGCGUGCCGCCUCCGGACUUUGUAGUGAUCCAAGACACGAUAGGUCCCAGCCAGAGGGCCGAUGUCUCUGUCUACGUGCAGCGUCCAGAAGAGCCGCUGAAGGAAGUUCGGGUUCUUGGCCCUCGGCGAUCUACAGCCGAAGAGGCACGAAAGGAUGGUUGUGAGCUGAAACGCGUUGCCUUUAAGUGCGUGGAGAAGAAGUUCAACCUUCAAGAGGUAUGGAGAAAGUGCUAUCAGCUGGAGAACAAGCAGUGGUCAGUCCAGGAGCUGACCGGGGACGACAUUCUGGAGGCAAGCGAGAGGCUCCUUCCAGAAGUGCACGCAGCACAGAGAACCAAGAAGGACAACUUUGAGACGACAGCUGAGUGGUUCCAGGCAAACAACAAGAGGCGAGACUAUGCGGAGAACUUUGCUCCUGUGGGCCCAAGCUGGGCGCUGGCACAGCUACAGACGCCAGUUCCUAUCUUCCCAGGGGUUUGGUACAUGCACGAGCGGCAAAAUCAGGAGGGCAGACAUGUCCCCAUGCUCUUCUUCAAUGCAGAGAGCGGAAGGUAUUAUCGGAAUCGCUCGCACGAAGUUUACGUUCCGGCCAAGAGCCGGUGGCUGCAAACUGGUGUCCCACAUGGUCCAGAGGACCACUCACUGAAGAUGGCUCAUGGCUCCGUUUGCUUACCAACCUCCAGCGGGCGCAAAGAUGAUAUGGCCGUGAUUCUGCCAGAGCUGGCCCGCACGGGAUCGCUUCUGAAGCUGCCCAUGCCCUUCGCAGACAAGCCGGCCGCCUUGUUCCUGCUGGUGGAUGGUGUGCGGAAUGCUUCUGCGGCUGAGUGGUGUGCCAAGCGCUUUCACACUCACCUGCUUCCACGCCUUUCCGCCGUGCAUUCUGAUCUGGAUGAUGCUGAGUUAGUGUCCAUCAUCAAGGAAGCCCUGGCCCACCUGGACCACGCUCUACUGGAGAGCCCUGCGCGCUACGCCGGGUGCAGCCUCGCAGUGGCGCUGCUGCUGGGACCGCGCCUGGCGGUGUGCAGCCUGGGCGGCUGCCGCGCUGUGGUGUGCACGCCGCCUGCGGCCCCUGCAGAGCCCCCGACAAAGAAGGGGCCUGGCGCCGGUGCCGCGUGGGCGUGCAGAACGGUGGAAGGCUCUGUCCCAGGGCAUACCAGGCUAGACAUCCUGCAGUCGCAGAGGCGGCGACGGUUUGAGGCCUACGGACCACUGGACUUUGAUAUGGGGCAGGCAGCGCAGCUGCAAACUGCAAGCCCCUCAGAGGCAUCUCUAGCAGACCUCUCGGAUCGUGACCGGGCUAUCCGGAAAGCCCUGCGUGCAGCCAAUCCUUUUGCGGCUCUCGGCCUCAGCUUGGCCGAAGCGAUGGCGGCAAAGCCGAGCACGGGCAAAAACGCCGUGGAGGCCUUUGAGGCCUUGCUUGGACCGCGCCGUGGCGAUCAGCAGGCGGAGGCUGCUCGAAGCCGCGUCAAGGCAGCUGGGGAGGCCGUGGACAAAAUGCUCACUCAAGACACCUUUGGGGCCCAGCAGCUGGCAGAGCUCCUCUAUGUCUUGGACGAGGAGGAUGGCAUCAUUACUCAGCAGCGAGCUGCGGCGCUUUUGAAGAUACCUCCAGGCUGCGGUGAGGCCGUUGCCAAUGGAGCAGUUUCAGUUCGCUAUCAAGCUGUGCUCGGCGGCAUCGCAGCGACUUGUCCUUCAGAUGCCACGCGAGGCUGGGACAUUCUCCGCGAAGCCAUCGAUGCCGCGGCUCGGCCCGCGACAUCGAUUUGGACGCCUCCGGCUGGCGCCAGAGGCGUGGAGGUCAGCGCUGCCAUGGGGCUGCGAGACUUGAAGCGCCCCAGGAGGCUCGUUGGCCUGGAGUUUGCCGGGGAGGUGUUCCGAAUAGAGCCAGGCAACACAUUGUGCUUGCUGAUGAUGACUGAUGGGGCACAAUCCGUGCAGCCAAGCCAGAUGGCAGAAGCAGUGGCAGCUAAUCAGGGACGGCCGAAGGCAGUCGCUACGCAGCUUGCUGCAGUUGCCUCUGAAGCUCUGAAAGGAGAUGGCAAAAGUGAGACGCCCUCCGUAGGCGUUUUGGCGGCGCAGUUCAGCGUGAAGGCUUGGGAAGAUCCGUCUCAGCAGCCAGAACCAGAGGAUCCCAAGAAGCGGAAAGCGCCAGAAGUUGUGGUUGGCCCCCAGCCAGGCGGCGGAAUGCCCAACCGCAUUCGAGUGAGCCACAUCCUCCUGAAAUGGGAGUCCCUCACGGCUCACGACUCCAAUGCGCGGAGAGCGCCACCCAAGGGUAGAACACAAGCCGAUGCUGAAAAGGAGCUCCUGAAGCUUUUACAGGUUCUGAGCUCUAUGCCACAUGGCACUCCUACCGAGAACAAGAAACUUGCGUCAAAGUUCGCUGAGCUGCCCAUUCGGACUGCAACUCUGCGAACAACGGCGCGCUUGCUGACCUCGGGUGGAUUGUGCCAGGUCAGUCGGACAAAGAUUUCGAGGCUGCAGCGUUUGACCUGGCCGUGGGUGCCAUCAGCGACAUUGUCAUCUCGCAGAGGGGCGCCCACUUGAUCCACCGAUUGGCUUGAGUGAGCAAGUCGGGCACACGGCUGUCCGCACAGGAAGUGUGAGCAACCAGGCAACGAUCCAGAUUGGUGCGGUCAGCCAUUUGGACCUAGCCUGGACCUGGCCUAAAUUGCCCCAGAGGGACAGGAUGCCUCGCAAUUCUGCGGUUAGAUGCAUUCUGCCUGAUAAUGCAACGCAUGGGUCCCAUGCCCUGGCACCAUAGCAUCGGCGAGUAG
Molecule: messenger RNA, 3034 nt
Organism: Effrenium voratum
Lineage: Eukaryota; Dinophyceae; Suessiales; Symbiodiniaceae
Source: the annotation of a GenBank genome assembly